AUGAAGACAGCAGCAGUCCUCGUCGCGACCUCGCUCGCCGUCGCCAACGCGACCAUCUCGGUGCCCGGUAUCAACUACAACCCGCGCAUUGGGCCCAACUGGGGCCCCGACGCCACCAACUGCAAGUCGUCGGCCCAAAUCGACAAGGAUUUUGCGAUUUUGGCCAAGGUCACCAAGGGCGUGCGCAUCUACUCGCUCACCGACUGCAACGCGGGCGAGCUUGUCAUUGGCGCGGCCAAGAAGGCGGGUCUCACGGUCUGGCUCGGGCUCUGGGUCGGCCCCCUCCCGUCGAUCUUUGAUGCGGAAAAAGUCAAGCUCACCGAGCUCAUUGAGGGUGGCCUUGUUGACAGUACUGUCGUCGGUAUCCACGUUGGGUCGGCCGCUGUAUCCCGCAACGACGUGACGCCCGAGAUUGCGAUCGCCAACAUGAAGGAGGUCAAGGACGAGCUCGCGACGGCCAAGAUCAACGUGCCGGUGACGAUCGCCGAUUAUGCGGAUACGUGGGCGGCCAACCCGUCAAUGGUCGAAGCGGUGGACGUGGUGUCGGCCAAUCAGUAUCCGUUCUGGGAAAAGAAAAACGCCAGCGAUUCGGCUGCGUGGUUUUACAAGCGCAUGGAGCCCGUGAUCGCGUCCGCUAUCAAGUACAAGAAGAAGAUUCUCAUCUCCGAGACGGGCUGGGCCACCGGUGGCGCCGCCGAAAAAGCGAGCCCGGCGACGCCAGCGCAAGCUGCGAAAUACUUCAACGACUUUUCGCUCUUGGCCAAGCAAAUGGACUGGAACUACUACUAUUAUACGUCGUUCGACAUGGCGUUCAAUGCGAACGAGACGGACACCAACAACGUCGAGCAGCACUUUGGCCUCUUCUACGCCAACGGCACCAUGAAGCCGUGCUACGCCAACCUCACGGUCUCGGGCGCGUCGACAGUGGUGACCAAGGCACCGUCGCAGCUAGCGACCGUGACGCCCGCGCCCAAAGCCACGCCGGCCAACAAGACGGACAACACGACCACUACCCCUCAAAACCGACUAUUGCGACCACGACGCCAGCCGCGACCGCCAAGUCGGCCGCGGCGGGUGCCGCGCUGA
This is a messenger RNA of Saprolegnia parasitica CBS 223.65, 1086 nucleotides long. RefSeq lists its product as hypothetical. Bases 1 to 1086 code for a protein of 361 amino acids. The record is from RefSeq and is a predicted model, not a curated record. The transcript is spliced from 4 exons. NCBI's taxonomy places the organism in Eukaryota, Oomycota, Saprolegniomycetes, Saprolegniales, Saprolegniaceae.